This is a messenger RNA of Lodderomyces jiufengensis, 3417 nucleotides long. RefSeq names its product Spa2p (gene SPA2). Gene Ontology annotation, cellular component: actomyosin contractile ring; incipient cellular bud site; cellular bud neck. Gene Ontology annotation, molecular function: MAP kinase scaffold activity. Gene Ontology annotation, biological process: mating projection formation; bipolar cellular bud site selection; pseudohyphal growth. The record is from RefSeq and is a predicted model, not a curated record. Lineage: Eukaryota; Fungi; Ascomycota; Pichiomycetes; Serinales; Debaryomycetaceae. The transcript has a single exon. The coding region runs from base 1 to 3417 and encodes 1138 amino acids.
AUGAGUGAACGAGAUUUAGUACAUCAUUACAAGGUAUUAAAACAAUUUCUUGAUAUAUCAGAUGAUCAACAAACAAGAUCAAAAUCAACUUCAUCAAGAGCUCAAAGAGCAAGAGAAAAAUUAUUAAAAUUAUCAUCUGCACAAUUUAAAGAAUUAAGUACUGAUGUUUAUGAUGAAUUAAAAAGAAGAAUUGAUGAAAGUAGAGGAGAACCUGAUUAUCUUUUACCAAAACAAUCAUUUCAUCCAAAAAGAAAUCAAGCAAGACAAAAAUUAGCUUCAUUACCUCAAACAAGAUUUAAAGAUUUAGUUGCUGAUAUAUCUUUUGAAAUUGAAAGAAGAGGUCUACAUAUUGAUAAUCAACCACAGCCCCAACAACAACAACAUAUCUCACAUAAUCAGCGUCCAUCUAUAUCUUCAAGUCAUAGUAAUCAAAACAAUAAUAACAAUUAUAAUAAUACAGGAUCAUAUCAUGAAAGAAAAAAUUCAGUACCUUCAUUACAUCAUAGUUUGUCUGAUAAUAAUAAUAACAACAAUAACAAUAACAAUAACAAUGGAAUCCGUCAUAGUCGUCAAGCUUCACGUCAAUUAAGUAGUCAUUUACCAUUAAUGGAAGAACAACAACAAAAAGGAGAAGACUUUAAAAAACCAGAAGAUAAUACGACUUCAAGCAAAAAUAUUAAUUCGGAUACUCCAAAUCAAAUUGGUAUUCAACCAACCACUGUUGUUCCAACAAAGGCCAAUUUAACUUGGUCAAGUGAUGAAGAAGAAGAUGACGAUGAUGAACAUAACAAACAUAAUUCAAGUCCUUCACAUACAAAUGGUCAUCAUAGUAAUGGAUUGAAUGUAAAUAAAGAACUUGAAGAAAAGAAUGACAUACUUAAAGAAUUAGAAAAUCAAUUGGAAGAAUAUAAAACUCAAUUUACCAAUUUACAAAAUGAAAAAAAUUCUUUAACUGAAAAACUUUCUUCAUUACAAGAUGAUUAUGAUUAUUCAGUAAAACAAAAUAAAUCAUUAAGUGAAGAAUUAGAAUCAUUAGGUCAAGAAAAAGAAAAUUGGAUUUCAAAACAUGAUGCAUUAAGUAAAUCAAAAAAUAAUAACAAUAAAGUCAAAGAUGAAUUUGAAAAGAUUAAAUCAAUGAAUGCACAAUUAAGAUUAGAAAAUCAAGCUUUGAAAAAUGCAUCACCAGUUAAUAGAUCAUCACAAAUUAUGAAUAAAUCUGGUAAUUCACCAACAGCAACAAAAUUAAAAGUUUCUGAUAAUAAUAUUAAUGAAUUUUUAGAUAAGUUAGAAAAUAUUCAACCAACAAAUCCUGCGACUAACUUAUCAACUCUUGAUUUAAAAAAUCAAGUCAAACUUUGGCAAAGAAGAUAUGAAGAUUCAAGAUCAAAAACUAUUGCAAAUGAUAUUAAAAAAUCAGCAUUAUCUAAAUUUGAAUUAAAACCAUUAAUUUCACUUCAUGGAUUAAUUUCAAUAAAAUUAGUAAGUGAUGCUCAAGCUUUACUAGAAUCUUUCUUGUUAUAUAUAAAUGGUGAUAAUGUUGAUCCUAAUAUAAUGUUUGAAAAAAUUUCAAAAUUAGCACAUGUAUUAAAUGAAGUUGCAACUCAAGGUGAUAAUCAUGUACCAAAUAGUAAUGAACAAUCAGUAUUAUUGCGUGAAGCUGCUGCUUAUGCAUUAACUUCUGCAAGAUAUCACGCAACUUACAAAACUUUAUUUCCAAAAUUUAUUGUUGAGAAAGCAUUAGGUGAAAUGAGUUGUAUUUUGUGUGAAUUAAUAUCAGUUUCAAAAUUAAAUGAAAAAUCAACAAAUUUAAGAAAACUUGAAGUUGAGAAAAAACCAUCAGCUAAUAUAAUUCAUGAGAACUUUGGUGUAAGACCUUUGAAAAUGGCCAAUAAAUUAAAAGCCACAGGUAGUAAUAAUAAUAGUGUUUUGGAAAGCAAUAGUAAUUCUCCUAAUCGUGGAUCAACCAAUCAAUUUCCUCAAAAUAAAUCAGUAACUAACUCAAAUACAUCCUCACCAGAACAUAAUAUAAAAAAGCUAGAUGAUAAAAGUCCUUUUUUAGAUCAAUCAAGAGAAAGGGCUAAACAACAAAAAAUCCCAAAUGCAUUAAAUAGUAAAUUUUUACAAAAGGAAAGUGAUAAUGAUAAUUCUUUUGGAUCUCAAAAUGAAAAUACUAAUGACACUAAUGAAAGUAUAUCAAGAGUUAAAGUUGAAAGAAGUCCAAAUUUAAAUGAAAAUAAUUCUUUUGGAAGUAUUGGUCAAAAAAUUGAAAAUACAUCGGGAGAAUAUUCAACUUCCAAAUCCCCAUCACCAGCUAAAAAGUUAAGUCUUUUAGAUAGAGUUAAACAAUUUGAAUCUUCACCAGAUCAAGGGAGGACAGCCAACAACAAAAAUGAUGAACCAAGACAACUUGCUGAUCCAUUUACUGUAAAUCGUUCUUUGUCAAAAGAUGAUGGUAAAAGGGAAGCAAAAGAUGGUGAGGAAAAAGGAUCAAAUUCUUCUGAUAGUGCUGAAUCUGGUGGUGGUUCAUUGUUUGCUGGUAGAGGGAAAGGAAUUUUCCAAUCAUUAAGAGAAAAAUUUGCUGGAGAACAAACAUCAGCUAAUGCAGAAAGUAAAAAGGAGGAAGAACCUGAAGUUGAACAACAACCCCCUAGAAAUGUACAAGAUAAAUCAAUAUCUACAAUUACUCAUCAAAAUACUCAAUUAAAUAAAAAUAUUACAUCUGGAGAAGAUACCAUAAAAUCAGACCAAAGAUCUAACUCACAAGAAGAAGAAGAAGAGGAUAAUGCAACAAUAAGAGUAAUAAAUCCAAAAGUUAGAAUAGCAGAACCAGAUGAUGAUGAAGAUGACGAAGAAGAACAAGCUAGAAGACAUAAACAAGAAUAUAGAAGAUCAAUGGCAGCAGCAACUUUUAAUGUAAAUUUAUUUGAUAUUGAUGAUCCAGACAAUACUUUAACUCAAGUUUUAUUAUAUUUAGAACAUCAAACAGUUGAAGUUAUUAAUACAAUUCAAACUUUAUUAGCUGCUAUCAAGAAACCAAAAGCAACCAGAGGAGAAUUAAGAGAAAAAUCAAAAGCUAUAGUUUCAGUUAUAUCACAAAUGACAGAAGCAACAAACACCUCCAUGAAUCAAACAAGAAAUGCUCAAUUAAAAGAACAUGGUAUAUGGGUAGUUGAAUCAUUAGAAGAUUGUUAUCAUAGAAUGAUUAUAUUAUGUAAAAAUUCAGAUAAAAUUGAUCUGGAAUUUGCUGAUAAAAAUUUUAAACAAAGAUUAGCUGGUAUAAGUUUUGACAUUGCAAAAUGUACAAAAGAAUUGGUUAAAACUGUUGAAGAAUCAAGUUUAAAAGAAGAUAUUGCUUAUUUACACGCAAGAUUAGGUGAUACCGCAAAUCAUGAAGUUGAUGAUGAUGAUUUGACUUGA